Eremothecium gossypii ATCC 10895 is the source of this 1605-nucleotide messenger RNA. RefSeq names its product Ctr86p (gene CTR86). Gene Ontology annotation, cellular component: cytosol. Lineage: Eukaryota; Fungi; Ascomycota; Saccharomycetes; Saccharomycetales; Saccharomycetaceae. The record is from RefSeq and is marked provisional. The transcript has a single exon. The coding region runs from base 1 to 1605 and encodes 534 amino acids.
AUGGCGCAUCCAUCUGAGGUAGCUCAACUUGGGCUUCUGGCGAAAAGUGUCAAUAAUGAGAGCGCCGAAUUCACAGGGCUUUCCGAUGCUUUAGAAAAACUGGGCCCUAUUGUGAGAAACUCAUCGCUGGACCACAACUAUAGAAAGGAGCUUUCUGAGGAUAGAGCGAUAUGGAAGGAAAUAUGUGACUGCCUGAAUGGUGCCCAUUUGGACCGCGUAGAAGAAAAAGAGCCGAGGCACUUGCGGAUGCGAGCGGUUCGUGGUAUGAUACUACUGGGGCGGAACCUCUCGGUCGAAAACCAAAGGCUGCCACAGGAGUUGGCGCUGCACAGUCGGGUUGUCGAGCUGCUGGCGCAGGUGCAGUGCCAAUACGAUGAAAUGGAAAUAGCAUUACACAAGGCGGCGUACGAGCUGCUGUACAACCUGACGCGAGCCAGCGCCACGUUUGACCAGCAGAGCCUAGGAAAUGUGUGUAGGGCUCUGAGGUAUCCCCUCGGCGCACAUGGAAGCCGAGACCUGGCGCUGCCAGUGUCACUCUAUUUCUUGAACAUGGUUCGGGACGACGAAUUCUUAUUCGCCUUUCUAAAGCAUCCGGAUGCAGACAAGAUUGUAUAUCAGUUCAUGCUCCAAGGAGUCAUCAAGAACCAUACAGAGCUUUUUGACGUGAUAGACAACAAAACUCAUGAUUUGGAAAACCUUUCCAGCCUUGGUGCUAUACAGAUGAGCAUUUGGUCAUGCCUCGUGACGCAUGCAUCCUUUAGCCCGUAUUUGGAAAGACUGGAAUCGCACAACUGGGAGGCUUUCGACACAAUCCUUAGGUUUGCACAACUAGUCGUCACCAGCUCUGAGAAGUGGGACAAAGAACAGCUCACUGCCAUAACGGUAUGGGCUUUCCGGAUAUUUGAAAGUACUGCUAGUUCGGUUGAGGAGUACACCCGGCGGGGCAUAGAUGACGAAGCUGAGGCAAGCAGACUGCACCAAAAACUAUUGGUGGUAUUAGAUAUACUUUCUGUUUUUUCCAAGUAUGAAUCGAUCCGCAAGUUCAUUAUGUUUUACAAUGGCGUGGAGGUAUUAAUCAACACUUUACGGUACCUCCAGAAUCAUUGCAUGAGAAUAAACUUCACCAAAGCUAAGUCCAACAUGGCGGCGACUUUUAAAGCCUACAAUAGCAAUUAUGAAAGGGUUGAGGAUGAAGGAAAAAUCAAAUCCAUAAUUAAUAUCGAGACCUCUUCCAUCAAAUCUACUAAUUUUCCUGAAUGCAAGUCACUAAUUAUAGAGAUUCUGGGAUUCCUUACCUACAAAAACAGGGAGGUCCAGGACAAAUGUAGGGAGCUCCACGGUCUCGAGUUAGUACUGUCGAACUGCGUGAUUGAUGACAAUGACCCCUUCAUAAAGGAACGAAGCAUAAUGUGUAUUCGUUUCCUGCUUGAAGACAACGCUGAGAACCAAUCUUUCGUAGCUCAGCUGGAGGCCAAAAAGGCGGUAAAUGAUGAUGUACUCGCAGAAGCUGGGUAUGAGGUGAAGGUUGGCGCCGACGGCAAAAUUGGCUUAACAAAAAACCCACGUGCGGCAGUAGAAGACAAAAUGGAUUUAAACUUGACAUAG